This is a messenger RNA of Seminavis robusta, 412 nucleotides long. The record is from the annotation of a GenBank genome assembly. Lineage: Eukaryota; Bacillariophyta; Bacillariophyceae; Naviculales; Naviculaceae.
GUCCACACAAAGCUGGAACAUACAAUGAUGCCAAAAUGUUUCGGGAAAGGGGCUCAUGCAAAAACUACACUCAUCCGGUAAGAAGGCCAUCGGUGAUGAGGGCUACCGCGGUUUCCCAAAUGAAAUGAGCACUCAGAACACUCUGGACCCUGAAGAAGUCAAAGAAUUCAAGACACGGGCCCGCCAACGUCAUGAGAUCUACAAUGGUAAGCUCAAGAAAUUUGAAGUUCUCAGUGAGCGUUUCCGCUGCAAGAACAACCCAAACGACAGCUACACUGUGGCCGAGAAGCUCCAAAUGUGCUUCGAGGCGGUGAAUGUCCUCGUCCAGUACAAAAUGGAAAAGGGCGAGCCUCUCUUUGAUAUUUAGCGCCCUAAAUUAGAAUUUAAUAGGCUAGUACUGCAACUUAUCAAU